AUGAUCAGAGGCUAAUAACGUAUUUAACUAAAAACCCCUCUUCUGCACUCGCCAUGUCGACAUAGGAAUCAAAAGCUUCCUUCUUCGAAACAACGAGGUUGUCUUCGCUCGCACGUUCAGGUGUUCAACGAGAAGCGAACGUGAGAAUUACCGGCGUUUCGACAGGAGCUAUGCAGUGAAUUGGCAAUUUUGGCCGAAGAAUUUUAAGCAGACGUACAAGAUGAAGAUUAAUGUAAACUCGAUCGCUCGAAAGGUCGAGGUCGACAAUCGGAUUCCUCUCCGGAAUUACUAUCGUAUCGCCGAUAAUCUCCUCAGACAGGCAAACAUUUACCGAGAGGAGAAGAAUGUUGUAGAUUUGUAUAUCAUCCUUAUUAGAUAUUCAAGUUUGGUAUCUGAAACCAUACCAUGCCAUCGGGAUUACCAACGUUUAAAUCCAAAAGAAAGAUCAGCUUAUAAAAAGAGAUUGAUUCCUGUGCUAGACGAGCUUGAAUCAUUGAAGCCUGAAUUUCAACGUCAAGUUGAUGAACUUAACAAAGCUCAUUCUGGAGUUCAACUGCUUGAACUUGAUGAUUCUAAAAGAAUUAGUGGUGGUUUGGAAGCAUCUUCUUUGGAAUGGCAACAGCCCCCAGUCAGCACAAAAUCUUACUUAAACGGGGAUAUCAAACGGUCUGCUAUUAUGGCAUCAAAUUCUUCAUUGAACUAUGGCAGUAAUCAAGCUCAUUCAUAUCCCUUGCAGAUGGACAACCAAUUCCAGAAGCUAAACCUUAACAUGCCUCUUCCGAAGCAAGAGACCUUGUCUCGACACUCAUUUUUAGGUCCAAAUGGUCUUCGGGGCCAGUGGCUAGGACCUAGUUCACAAAUUAAGGUCCAAUAUCCAAGCAGCAGUGAGUUAACUUCUACUGAAAAUUCCAGCCUGAUUCCGGAUGGGCAACAUGAAAUCUUGACAAUAAGAGAUGGUGAGCCUGGAGGUGCUGGAUCUGCAAUGGAAUCAGUUCUCUCCUUAGAUGAUGGUAGAUGGUCACAUCCUGCAGACGAUUUGUCUUCUCUUUUAAUAAACGAGGCUAGGGAAGAUCCUUUCCAGUUUGUCAGUAUCAAGCAACCGUCUCCUCCUCCUGUUCUUGCUCAAGUGCAGGACUUAACUCCAAUUCCUCCAUCAAGAGUUGCUGAUCCGAGACCUGGACCCGUGAAACCUUGUUCGGAUGGGUCGCCAAGCCCUAAUUCUUAUCAAGAUUUACAUGUUUCUGUGAAUAUGAUGGAAGACUUCUUGAGAUUAGCUCGGGCAAAUACUAUGAAGAAUUUAGAAACAUGUGGCGUUCUUGCUGGUUCAUUGCAAAACAGGGUUUUCCAAAUCACUACACUUAUAAUCCCAAAGCAAGAGUCAACUUCUGAUUCGUGUCAAACUUUGAAUGAAGAAGAAAUAUUUGAAGUUCAAGACCGAUUGUCACUUUUCCCACUUGGCUGGAUUCAUACACACCCUUCGCAGACCUGUUUCAUGUCGUCGGUUGAUUUACACACUCAUUAUUCAUAUCAGAUAAUGUUACCAGAAGCAAUUGCAAUAGUUAUGGCCCCAACAGAUGAGAGAAGUCCACAUGGUAUAUUUCAUCUGUCUGAUCCUGGUGGUGUCUCCGUGAUUCGUAAUUGCCAGCAGCGGGGUUUUCAUCCCCAUGAAGAGCCCUCAGAUGGGAACCCAAUUUAUGAGCAUUGUUCUCAUGUCUAUAUGAAUGAAAAGUUAAAAUUUCAUGUGAUUGAUCUUCGUUAAGGUCUGAAUCCUUUACCAUCAUGAAUUGACUACAGGAAACCAGUUUUCUCAUAAGUUACGCAUUAUCAACAUGUAAAUUUAAAAGAAAAUAUGAAUCAGAAGUAUGAUGGAACUAGAGCUCAGUUAUCUUGAUGUUCUUUUUGUUUUUUGUUUUUGUUUCUUUCGAAAACCAUCAUAUUUUGUUAGCCUUCACAGGAUAUAUGGUUACCCAACGUGUCACUGUAAAUUGUUGUGUAAUUAGUGUCGCCAUUUUGAGCUUUCAAUAGUUGUGAUUAUCAAGAUGUAAUUUGAAGGAUACUCGAUAUAGAAGUUGGAUCGCGGGGACACGCUGUUGGUGCUUUUCAACUUCUAGGUAUGCUUCACUAUAUCUUUUGUGCAUACCCUGUGAUUUUCAAUUCUUUUCAGAAGCAUGCAAUUCUAAUAGCUGACUGACUAUUGUAUUAGAUGUUAGCAUAUCUCUAUGUUAAAUUAAUCUCAAAGCAUAUAUGCAAGUGUUUGAUA
Molecule: messenger RNA, 2260 nt
Organism: Tripterygium wilfordii
Lineage: Eukaryota; Viridiplantae; Streptophyta; Magnoliopsida; Celastrales; Celastraceae
Product: AMSH-like ubiquitin thioesterase 3
Exons: 14
Coding region: 221-1759 (512 amino acids)
Biological process (GO): protein K63-linked deubiquitination; protein K48-linked deubiquitination
Cellular component (GO): membrane; endosome
Molecular function (GO): protein binding; K63-linked deubiquitinase activity; metal-dependent deubiquitinase activity
Source: RefSeq, a predicted model, not a curated record